GUAUGCAUCGACGAGUUCGACAAGAUGAGCGAUGCCGAUAGGGUGGCCAUCCACGAGGUCAUGGAACAGCAAACCGUCACCAUCAACAAGGCAGCUAUCCACACCACGCUGAAUGCACGCUGCAGUGUGUUGGCGGCGGCUAAUCCCAUAUAUGGGCAAUACGAUCCCAAUGUGUCUACGAUGGAGAAUGUGGGACUGCCAGAUUCUCUGCUGUCGCGUUUUGAUCUGCUGUUUAUUGUGCUGGAUAACAUCGACCCCGUCACUGACCGCAAGAUCUCAGGUAGGUUUAGCAUAUACGUAUAG
Sphaeroforma arctica JP610 is the source of this 303-nucleotide messenger RNA. RefSeq lists its product as hypothetical. The transcript has a single exon. Gene Ontology annotation, molecular function: ATP binding; single-stranded DNA helicase activity; single-stranded DNA binding. The annotation marks the transcript as partial. The record is from RefSeq and is a predicted model, not a curated record. Gene Ontology annotation, cellular component: nucleus; MCM complex. Gene Ontology annotation, biological process: DNA strand elongation involved in DNA replication; mitotic DNA replication initiation; double-strand break repair via break-induced replication. NCBI's taxonomy places the organism in Eukaryota, Ichthyosporea, Ichthyophonida.